AUGAAAUCAAAAUACAUUAUAUUAGCGUUAUUUAUUAUUAUUGAUACCGUCAUUAUAAUUGGUAGUAGUAAAUUAGAAGCUAAAGUUAUUACCAGUGAUGAUGAAUCAUUAAAAAACAAAGAGUUAUUGACCUACAACAACAAUAGCUCAAGUGACCACGUUGCAGGAGGAUGCCCACCUCCGAUGAUAUUGGACAUAAAUAUAAAUUAUAACUACAACGGCAGCAGUGAAUAUGAUGAUAUUGGAAAAAUAUGUUUACAGAAUGGAUGUUGUCUGCCAUGUCCAAUAGCCAAUAAUCUUUACAAAUCAAAUCAAGUCAAUAAUGUUUAUUCAAUUUUGAGCUACAUAGGGAUAAUUUCCAAUCUGGAUGCCAUGUGUCAUGACGAUGUCACUAGAUCUACCAUUGUUAAUGACCCUGUUUCUUGUGGAUUGCAAGCAAUUAUCACUAGUACAUUUCCAUUUAAACCAUCCAAUAACAAAAGGAUGAGAGCUCAAGAUCUUUUAACAGUUUUAAAGAUGCAAUGGCGUGUUUUAAUGUUGGCUGUAAUAUAUCUUUCAGCUUUUAUACUCUAUCAGUUAUUCAUAGUUCUUGAGGCGUCGAAAUUAGAUGCGUUGAAAUCACCGGUUGAUGAAAGACCUGAAUGGAUAUCGAAAUGGUUUGAAUGUAUAGUUGAUGGAAAUGGCCAAGACGUGUGUUCACAAUAUUCAAUUCCCAACAUACCAAGCAUUAACACAUAUGUAAUGGCAGAAGGUGUCAUUGCAUCAUUGGGCAUUUUGAUGUUUAUAAUAUUUGGCACUUCAAAGAAUUUAUGGGUGGAAUGGAAGGAUUUGUUGACCAAGGGAUUUAAUUUUAAAAAAAGUGAUGUAAUGAGUUUCUACGACACAGAACAUAGCCUGCAUGAAGAAAGUUGA
Messenger RNA from Entrophospora candida, 912 nucleotides. The record is from the annotation of a GenBank genome assembly. NCBI's taxonomy places the organism in Eukaryota, Fungi, Glomeromycota, Glomeromycetes, Entrophosporales, Entrophosporaceae.